Messenger RNA from Gasterosteus aculeatus aculeatus (three-spined stickleback), 1087 nucleotides. RefSeq names its product microtubule-associated protein RP/EB family member 1. Lineage: Eukaryota; Metazoa; Chordata; Actinopteri; Perciformes; Gasterosteidae. The record is from RefSeq and is a predicted model, not a curated record. Gene Ontology annotation, molecular function: microtubule binding.
UCCGUCGUGACGUUGACAAAUUGCUUCUUCCGCUGCCGGUAGAGAACGUGAGCUGCCAAGAAGAAGAAAAAAAAGCAGAAGUAGCUGCAAAGCCGAGACAAUUACACUUAACACCAGACUCCUUUAUGACACAGAGUUACACCCGCUAAAAAGAAUAACGUCAUCGUGUCCUAGAUCUGUGAACGCCAAUCCACUCCAGCAGGUGACCGACAAUGGCUGUGAACGUGUACUCAACCUCAGUGACCAGCGACAACUUAAGCCGUCAUGACAUGCUGGUGUGGAUCAAUGACUCUCUACAAAUGAACCUAACCAAGAUAGAAAUGUUGUGCUCAGGUACUGCUUAUUGCCAGUUCAUGGACAUGCUGUUUCCCAACUCCUUGCCUCUGAAGAAAGUUAAAUUUGGUGCCAAGCUGGAGCACGAAUACAUCCACAACUACAAGCUUCUGCAGGUUUCCUUCAAAAAGAUGGGAGUGGACAAAAUCAUUCCAGUAGACAAACUGGUGAAGGGGAAGUUCCAGGACAACUUUGAGUUUGUCCAGUGGUUCAAGAAGUUCUUUGAUGCAAACUACGAUGGAAAGGAGUAUGACCCGGUUGAGGCGAGGCAGGGCCAGGAUGCAAUGCCCAUACCCAACAAUGCCACGUCAGCUCUCACCAAAACCCCCAAAAAGGCUCUCAGUCCAGCUCCCCAGAGGCCACCUGUUGCCAAAGUUGCGCCUAAGUUGGCUCUUGUCAGUGCGAGGAAGCCAAAAAUGGGAGGAGGAGGAGGAGGAGGCGACGAGGAGAGGGCGGAGCUCAUGAAUGAGGUGGAGAUCCUAAAAUCUACAAUUCAGGACAUGGAGAAGGAGAGAGAUUUUUAUUUUGGUAAACUGCGGAACAUUGAGCUGAUCUGCCAGGAGAAGGAAGGAGAGGGCGACCCCACGCUGCAGAAAAUCAUCGACAUUCUCUACGCCACAGACGAGGGUUUUGUGAUACCGGAUGCUGAAGAGCAGGAGGAGUUUUAAUCAAAACUGCAAGCAACUUUUCACUUGCUCUGGUAGACAAACCCACCUUGAGGUUUUCUUCAAGACAGUCCGUUUGGUUUUAUAUC